UUUUAACUCUCUGAAACUCCAAGCUACCUUUCCCACCUCCGUAUCUAUCUCUGCCUCUUUCUUAGAUCUCUCUCUCUCUCACACACACACACACUUCUCUCUUCGUAACUCCAGCCAACUACCCACUUAUUUCCUCCACCUCUGUACGCGCUCACUUCUACAACUCCCCUGAAACCCACAACUUUUUUCUACACAAUCGGUUUUCCAACGCCGAGACAGUACGAAUAAAUGCACAAACAAUACCGCUAUCUGUUUCCAUCAAGCCAGGUUUCCGAUCACUCCUCACCUGAAUAUCAUCUUAUAUUCUCUCAAUCAAAUUCACAUUGGAAGCUGAGCUUAGCUAACUAAGCAGAGCCAAGCCAAAAAAGGCAUGGGCUGCGUUCUCGGUACGAGUGGUUCUCGAGACACUCACCGGAGAUCCUCCAGAACCACCCAAUCUAGCCGGAGCAUUCAAGAACCGGCGGUUUCUGUUACUGAUGGCGUUAGGGUCAGGAACGACGGAGCCGUGAGGGACAGAGAGAAGAUCCGGCACUCCAGCGACUUCCCGCCGACGGACCGGCAAAAAUUCAAGCCGGAGUAUAGUCUGAAAACAAAUCAGCAAGGCUGGCCAUCCUGGCUUUCCACCGUCCUCGGCGACGCCAUUAAAGAUUGGACCCCUAGAAAAGCAAACACCUUCGAGAAACUCGAUAAGAUUGGUCAAGGGACAUAUAGCAAUGUAUAUAAAGCGAGGGACUUGAUAACAGGAAAGGUAGUGGCUCUGAAGAAGGUUAGAUUUGAUAAUUUAGAGCCAGAGAGUGUGAAGUUCAUGGCGAGAGAGAUACUUGUUUUGAGGAAGUUGAAUCAUCCCAAUGUGAUAAAGCUUGAAGGUUUAGUAACUUCAAGGAUGUCUUGUAGUCUCUACCUUGUGUUUGAAUACAUGGAGCAUGAUCUUUCUGGCCUUGCCGCGGUUCAAGGGGUCAAAUUCUCGGAGCCACAGGUGAAAUGCUACAUGAAGCAGUUACUCUCCGGACUUGAACAUUGCCAUAACAAUGGUGUCCUACACCGUGAUAUUAAGGGUUCCAAUUUGCUUAUUGACAAUGAUGGAAUUUUAAAGAUAGCCGAUUUUGGACUGGCUUCGUUCUACGAUCCUGAUCACAAGCAACCAUUGACUAGUCGAGUUGUGACUCUUUGGUAUCGUCCCCCAGAACUUUUACUUGGGGCCACUUAUUAUGGUGUUGGGGUUGACCUUUGGAGUGCUGGCUGCAUUUUGGCUGAGUUACUUGCUGGGAAACCAAUUAUGCCUGGACGAACGGAGGUUGAGCAACUGCACAAAAUAUUUAAGUUAUGUGGCUCCCCUUCUGAGGAGUAUUGGAAGAAAUCAAGGCUGCCUAAUGCAAUCCUUUUCAAGCCACAGCAGCCAUACAAGCGCUGCAUAGCCGAAACCUUCAAAGACUUUCCACCUUCUCUCCCUCUGAUUGAAGCUCUUCUUGCAAUUGACCCUGUUGAGCGAGGCUCUGCCACUGCAGCAUUAAACAGUGAAUUCUUUACAAUGGAACCUUAUGCUUGUGAGCCAUCAAGCUUACCGAAAUAUCCUCCCAGCAAGGAAAUGGAUGUGAAAUUGAGAGAUGAAGAAGCCAGAAGGCAAAGAGGUUUGAACAAGAAAACCAACGCUGUAGAUGGUGCCAGAAGAGUGAGAGUUCGCGAUAGAGUUAGCCGGGCAAUUCCAGCUCCAGAAGCCAAUGCAGAGGUCCAAGCAAACUUGGAUAGGUGGAGAGUCAUGACACAAGCUAAUACUAAGAGCAAGAGUGAGAAAUUCCCACCUCCCCAUCAGGAUGGAACAGUUGGAUAUCCUUUGGAGACAUCACAUAAUGGCCCCGUGUCAUUUGGUGCACCAGAAACUUCUUUUAGCUCAUCAAUCUUCGAUGCAAAAUCAUCACGAUCUGUGAAAGGUACCGCAACCACCGGUGGGCCUUCAAGGAGGAGAAACACCAAGAAAGAAGAACCUCAGAUGGCUCCAUCUCGAAGGUUUAUCCGUGCGUUUAUUCCAUCCACAAUUGGGCUGCCACUUGAUCUGAGAUUCAAGGGUAAAGAAUCAGUGUCUGAGAUUUUUGCCGGUCACAGGUAGUGAAAAGUAAUGCAACUUUUUUUUUUUUUUUU
Messenger RNA from Ilex paraguariensis (yerba mate), 2136 nucleotides. Lineage: Eukaryota; Viridiplantae; Streptophyta; Magnoliopsida; Aquifoliales; Aquifoliaceae. The record is from the annotation of a GenBank genome assembly.